This is a messenger RNA of Anneissia japonica, 4556 nucleotides long. RefSeq names its product guanine nucleotide-binding protein G(o) subunit alpha-like. Lineage: Eukaryota; Metazoa; Echinodermata; Crinoidea; Comatulida; Comatulidae. Gene Ontology annotation, cellular component: heterotrimeric G-protein complex. The coding region runs from base 271 to 1335 and encodes 354 amino acids. The record is from RefSeq and is a predicted model, not a curated record. Gene Ontology annotation, molecular function: GTP binding; mu-type opioid receptor binding; GTPase activity. Gene Ontology annotation, biological process: adenylate cyclase-modulating G protein-coupled receptor signaling pathway; G protein-coupled dopamine receptor signaling pathway. The transcript has 9 exons.
AGCAGGAAGUAAGCUGGUAGGAUAAACCGCAGUGUAUAUUCUGAAACUGUGGUGUUCCUUUAGUUAGUCAAUCAGUACAAAAUUCAGUACUAACUUAAUUGUUUGAUGUCAUUAAGAAUAGGAAUAUUAUCAUUAUAAAACUGAAGUGAUAAGGAUGGUUCUUUGUUAGAACUAUUUGUAUCGACUGACCGUUAUUGUGGAAUUACGUAGUACUAUUUAGAAGGUGUUUAUUUUGUAUUGUGUGAAGGAAUACUAAACAGACCAUAGACGAUGGGGUGUGCAAUGAGCGCUGAAGACAGGGCGGCCACGGAAAACAGUAAACAGAUAGACAAGCGUAUUAAAGAGGAUAAGAUUAAUGCAGCCAAAGACAUCAAAUUGUUACUCCUGGGUGCAGGAGAAUCUGGAAAAAGUACGAUAGUCAAACAAAUGACAAUUAUCCAUAAAGAUGGUUUUACUAGUGAAGAUGCUGAGAUCUAUAGACCAGUGGUUUACAGCAAUACUAUACAAUCUAUGUUGUCAAUGAUACGUGCAAUGGAAGCGUUAGGUGUACAGUUCGAAGACAAUGAACGAGAGAGUGAUAAAGCUAUGGUCCACGACUUGGUUAGUAAGAUGCUAGAUUCGGAACCAUUCACCCCCGAAGUCCAUCAGGGAAUGAAACGGCUUUGGGCUGACUCAGGGAUUCAAGAAAUAUUUAGUAGAUCCAGCGAAUACCAACUAAACGAUUCGGCACAGUAUUUUCUAGAAAGUCUUGAUCGUCUAGCAGAAAGUAACUACACACCUAAUGAGCAGGAUAUUUUACGAACAAGAGUUAAGACUACUGGCAUUGUUGAAACACAUUUCAACUUUAAAAAUUUGCAUUUUAGGUUAUUUGAUGUAGGGGGCCAAAGGUCAGAGCGAAAAAAAUGGAUCCAUUGUUUUGAGGAUGUAACAGCGAUUAUAUUUUGUGUAGCACUCAGUGGAUACGAUCAAAGGCUGCUUGAGGAUGACGUCACAAAUCGAUUGCACGAAAGUUUGAAGCUUUUCGAUUCAAUUUGCAACAACAAAUGGUUUACUGAAACGUCCAUUAUCUUGUUCCUAAAUAAGAAGGAUUUGUUUCAAGGAAAGAUAGAACGGUCAUCAUUAACAGUCUGUUUUCCAGAGUAUACAGGACCUAACGAAUUUCUUCCAGCAGCGCAGUACAUUCAAGGCAAAUUCGAAACAAUGAACAAGAGUCCAAAUAAAGAAAUAUACGCCCAUAUGACCUGUGCCACGGAUACCACCAACAUUCAAUUCGUCUUUGACGCAGUUACGGACACCAUCAUAGCGAAUAAUCUCCGAGGAUGUGGACUGUACUAGGUCCAGGCCAAAUCCACUCAAACACACGUCAUAACCAUCUGAGUAUAAUACCGUAGUCAGCUGCAACGAUUAGCAAGUCUGAUGCCACUUAAAGAAUUCCGAAUUUGCUGAGAAGAUGACUGAAUGGCUCUCCUUUCUUCGCUUCAAAGCUUUCGUUUUUCUCUUCUGAAAGUGCCAUGUCACGAAGACUUGCUGCAAUCUCGCACCUCGACUUCGUUUUGCGAAUUUUGCUGCAACCUACCAUCUAAGUUGACCACAGUAGCCCACGUCUAGGCUCUCGACAACGCCGAUUCUUUCGGAUCAGUCGUUGCGAACACGAAGGCAGUCCAGUAGGUUGUAUUUCUUCGCAAAAUACAUGAAGAAAGAUGGCGUCCAGUGUUCGCUUUGAUGUUGAUUAUAUAUAGCAGUGAUAGUAAAAUUGUCUUUCUCUGAUUGUUUCAACAACGUGAUUUUGAGCGUGCCGAUCCGAGCAAGCAUAAACCGCUUAGCGUAGUAGUGCCAUAGUUUGUCAUACAUUAGCUCACAAUUCGAGUCGGAUCCACAUAUUUUUCUACUUGCAAUGCCACUGAUUUUGUUUACUGGUCUGUAUUGGUUGUGUGUUGUGGUGUACUUUUGAUUGUGACGUCAGUCUUUACUAUGAGCACCCACUUUAGUUGACAGCAAAUAUGAUUCCUAACGGAGUGUAAAUAUUAUCAUUUUGCAAUUAUUUUAUUAAUAAAUGUUUACAUCUUUCCAAGCUUGGUUUAUUGGAAUCUAACUCAAAAUGGGGUUUUUAAAUAUAUAUUUUAUCCAUCACUUUGUAUUUCUUCAUAAUAUUUUGAAUAUUAAUUUACUUUCUUUUCGAAAUUCGGUGCUACUAAUUUUUCCUAUGAUCUAUUUUCAUAUUUGAUUUACUGAUCAACAUUUUUGGGAAUUUUAAAUUGACACGGCCGGUGCAUUUUAACUUGAAAAGAUUAAUAUGAUUAGAAUUCCUUAAUAUAUAGCUUACUAUUGAAUGCUAUUAUAAUCUAAUGAUGUACAGAGGGUCAACAUGACAUAUACUCUGAAGAAGAAAGUUGUAUAAGGUGUACAUGUUGGAUCAAAAUACUGUUUUAGGUCAUUCCUGUGAUGCCUUUUAUUUUGCUUACAUUAUAGUCAUGCCAAAUGUCAUUCCUCUAUUUAUACUAUAUUUUUAACGGAUAUUUUAAACAUUUUUCCAGUGACAUCCUGUGACAACAUUAUUGUGAUGUUAUGUUGCCAUUAGUUAUGAGUGUUAACAUAAGAUGAAUCUGUAGGCGUAGAGCGUAAACCAUCGCCACUAACAAUCCAAAUUUGCAAUUGAAGACAUUCCUUCGAGAAAGUGCUGUGUGAAACACAGGUUAAACAUUUCCAUGAAAAGGACACAAAGUUUUAAACGCCACAAAUUCAACACGAUGUUGUGGAAGUAUUAGGUAUUAGUACCAUGUGUUUGCGUCAUAGUCGCCAGUGGGCUGUCUAGAUAUUAUAAAUAGGGAGCUUUCGACUAGCUCGAAGACGUGGCCAAGGGCGGACUAACGCAUGCGCAGAUUAAUUUAAGUGACGUCAUUUCAUUCUAGACUUUUUUUACUCUACGCGCUGCAUUAUAUCCAUCACUGUGAACUUGGGAUGAUUGCUUAAUUUUUUAACGGUAGAUUAUUGCGGGCGUAAACAAAUGCUAACAUUUUGGACUAAAAUUUCUUGUUGUUUAGUUAUUUUAUUUACAUGAUUUAUUGCAUCAUUAUUAACGCGGCAAUGUUUAGCGACAAAUAUUUAAAUUUUUAUUACGUUUCUUAAUUAAUUGAUGUCAAUAGGUCUACUUUAACUAUGUUUUGGAAAACUGUCUCUCAUAUACUGUUUUGUUGUACUUUAGAAAACAUUGUUAAUAACUAGCAUCUUUUUAGGGUUUCUUGUUAUGCGAGUAUGUAUUGUAGUUAUUCCGGAUUUCACUCAGGUAAAACAAAACCUGCUAAACAGCAUUUUAAAUAAAAGGAAGUUAAGCUUGUUUGUUUCUGUUUGAGUGGCUGGCGAGGUCAGUUUUUGAACUGUCUCUUCCCAGGACACACACCUAUUGAUUGAAUUCGUACGAGCUGGCUCGCCAAUCUAUUGACUUUGCUUCGAUAUUUUACUAAAUUAGAUAAAUUUAACAUUUUCUAAAUUUCAAAACAAUCCGUCAAUGCACUGUUGUUUCAAAGAAUAGUUUUUGUUGUCAUAUAGUAUACCAGUAAUAUAUUUAAAUAAUAUUAACUUUUUUAGAACCAGUCGCGUGCGGUAAGACAUGUAAAUUGUAUGUAGUUCAUUUUUUGAUUAAUUUUUUGCCACAUAACAGAGAUAUACAUCAUGUCCAUUUGUAUUUUGACAUAUUUUCACACUCAACUAUGUUGUGGACAAUUUGCAAUAUGUAAAUUUAUGUUUAAAUUUAUUUUGAUUUAGAAAUCUUUUUGUUAUAUGAUAAUAUUAUAUAUGAAAUGAGCUCUUUAAAUAUUUUUGAAGACUAAUAUUAUGCAAAAAAAUAUAAAUAAUGAUGAUUUCAUGAUUAUUAUCGUUAACGAUUCAAUGUUGUCUGUUGUAUUUUGGCUAAUCUGACUAAGACCAUGUCCACAUACUUUAGAAGUAUUUAUCAUACAUCUUCAAUCAAAUUAUAAUCAAGAUGCUCUAUUUUAAGUUUUGGUUUUUCUUGAUUUAAUUUACGUAUCCAUUUAUGUUGAACUUUUUCGUCUAAAAUGUAUGUUACUUUAAAAUGUUAAUAACACUUGCUAGAAAUAUGCUUCUUUGACACCAUACGUUUCUUUCUGUUUAUAGAUAUUUUAUAGAUGUGGAUAUGACAGAGUUAUUUGGAGUAGUUUCUAAACCGAUUAGAGAAAAUGCGUUUCAAAAUUGUUAUAUCUCACAAACCAACCGACUUGCGGUAGUAAUGUUGGGAAAUCCGAUAUUGUGAUUGCCCGAACAUAUGUAAAUAAUAUCUAAAACAUUUUUUUUCUGUUUUUCUUUGCCUAUAUAUCUCAUGAUACGCGUUUGAGCGUAUCAACGGUUUCCGUGUGACCAAUAUGACGUCAUACCUUAUGUGCAACGUGAUUGGUCAGUGGUAACAACGGCAAGUGUUUUGAUUGUAUUAGGAUGUGUGAUAAUCAUGUUUAUUAUUCUAUAAUGUGUGCAGAUCAUUGCGUUUGUACAAUUUUUGUAAAUGCUUCUCAAUAAAAAUCAUACAAACCAAUUGAUAAACACUA